AGAUAAAAUCUCAAAUUUCAUCUAAAGAAGUUUAAAAAAAUCUAAGACGGAAAUUACAUAUUUGUUUGUUACAAGUACAGACUAGUUCACGUUAUCAGAUUUGUACUCAUAAAGUGUGAGAGAGGUUGCGCGCAAAAUUUUUUCAUUUUCAAAAUCGUAAUUAUUUUCCUGUCAUAUCGAAUAAGUCAAAUCAAAAUAUUUAUUAAAAAAUUAUUAAAUACAAAUUAUUUUAAAAUGAAGAAAAAAAUUUUAUUAAUAAUAUUUAUAAUUGAAAUUUUCAUUAUUGGAAUUGCAACAAAAGAAAAAUAUCCAAAAUAUUUGGUAAUUUAUCGUAAUAACACAUUCAAAGUUAGCAAUAAACCUUAUUUAUUAGAAUCAAAUAAUAAAAAUGAAUAUCCAGACAAAUGCUUUAUAAAUUUUUAUAAAAAAGUAUGGGAUAUUGGUACAAUUUAUAAUCCACCAGAUGAAUGUAAAAGGAUGACAUGUACGGAAAAUGGACGAAUUCAAGUUGAACAUUGUGGUGCUGUUACUGCUGAUGGUAUUAUAUGCCGUACACAUCGUGAAGGUGAUGGUCCAUAUCCAGCUUGCUGUUGGAUAUUUAAAUGUAAAGCACGUGAUAAUAAAGAAUUCUUAUAUAAUCCUUUAACACCAUAUGAAGGUGAUCUUGAAGAAGAAUAAAAAUUUCGCAAUACAUAUGCAUAUUAUGUAGACAAUUGAAAAAUUCAAAUUAAAGUACCUAUAGUUUUAUUUUUAAUAUAAUUUCAAAUUUAUAAACUAUUUAUUUAUUGAAAAAAUAUUAUUUAUUUGAAUUUAUGUAAAAGUAUAUAGAUUAUGAAAUUUACAAUAUUACCUAUCAUAUUAUUUUAUGUGUUUGAUUAAAUAUAAGAGAAUGAGCUGUGGUAAAAAUAUUUCAGAUAAUUACAAAAUGAAUUGCAUAUAAGUAUGGUUUAGAUUAGUUUAAGCUGACCAAUAAUUUUUCAAUAUAAAAUAUAGAAGCUGAAGAAAUUGAAGAGUGUAUAGAUAUAAAUUGUCGAAUGAUUAAAAAAAUAUGUAUUUGUUGUUCUAAUUAAAUUUUACAAAU
This is a messenger RNA of Condylostylus longicornis, 1081 nucleotides long. RefSeq lists its product as uncharacterized. Bases 235 to 678 code for a protein of 147 amino acids. Lineage: Eukaryota; Metazoa; Arthropoda; Insecta; Diptera; Dolichopodidae. The transcript is spliced from 3 exons. The record is from RefSeq and is a predicted model, not a curated record.